Molecule: messenger RNA, 2574 nt
Organism: Eleginops maclovinus (Patagonian blennie)
Lineage: Eukaryota; Metazoa; Chordata; Actinopteri; Perciformes; Eleginopidae
Gene: zdhhc2
Product: zinc finger DHHC-type palmitoyltransferase 2
Exons: 14
Coding region: 233-1375 (380 amino acids)
Molecular function (GO): palmitoyltransferase activity
Source: RefSeq, a predicted model, not a curated record
UGUUGUUGUAGGCUGCACGACAGAUCUGAGCAGGACGAUCAGAAGGAGCAGUGCAGCAGCAGCAGCAGCAGCAGACUGUAGGAUGUUGUGUCUGAGCUGCCGAUUAGGCUGAUCAUAGCCGGAGCUACGAUGCAGUGACAGACUACACAGGAGAACACACACUCACACACGGACUGAGGAAGAGGGAGUAAUAAUAGACGAAUGCGAACGAGAAAUGAUCCGCUCCUAGACCAUGGCACCGUCGGGCUCGCGUAGUAUCAAGAAGGGCUGUCAGAGAGUUCUGUACUGGAUCCCAGUCCUCUUCAUCGCCCUCAUAGUGGCGUGGUCAUACUACGCCUAUGUGUUGCAGCUUUGCAUAGAGUCGAUUGAGGACAUAGCACAAAAGGUGAUAUACCUGCUGGUGUACCAUGUCAUCUUCAUCAUGUUUGUGUGGGCGUACUGGCAAACCAUCUUCACAAGGCCCAUGAACCCCCUGAAGGAGUUUCACCUGUCCUACUCUGACAAGGAGCUGCUGGAGCGUGAAGAUCGGGGGGAGUCUCAGCAGGAGAUUCUGAGGAGGAUAGCCAAGGAUCUGCCCAUCUACACCCGCACCAACUCUGGAGCGAUCCGUUUCUGUGACCGCUGCCAGCUGCUGAAGCCUGAUCGAUGCCACCAUUGUUCAGUCUGUGAUAAAUGCAUCCUGAAGAUGGAUCACCACUGCCCAUGGGUGAACAACUGUGUGGGGUUCUCCAACUACAAGUUCUUCAUGCUGUUCUUGGCAUAUUCUCUCCUCUACUGCCUUUUUAUAACCGCCACCGAUCUUCAGUACUUCAUCAAGUUCUGGCUGGCUGGAGGUAGAGCACAUUUGCGUCUGAAAGAAUAUCGGAACGGCCUCCCAGACACUCAAGCUAAGUUCCACAUCCUGUUCCUCUUCUUCUCGGCCUCCAUGUUCUCCGUCAGCCUCGCUUCUCUUCUGACCUACCACUGCUGGCUCGUCUGCAAGAACAGAUCCACUCUGGAGGCAGUGCGUUCUCCAGUGUUUCGCCACGGCACCGAUAAGAACGGCUUUAGUCUGGGCUUCAGUAAGAACUUCCGCCAGGUCUUUGGGGAUGAAGUGAAAUACUGGCCAAUUCCUAUUUUCUCUGGUUUAGGCGAUGGUUGCUCUUUCCCGGCCUGUCUGGUGAAUCUGGACGUGGAACAGGCUUCCUCACCGACAGGCUCCACACCCGUCAACAAGAGUGCAGCAGAUGGCCGCAAGUUCCCCUCCAAGCCGCUGAGAGAGUCUCAGAGUCGGCUGCUCACCAGCACCCCCUCCUGGACAGAGAGUGACAUUGCAACAGACAAAGAGAGGAAGGGUGCCAGUAACCAGGGGAUGACCAUAGAACAUGAGGCGUGACCUAUGGUGGAGAAACAAGAGACAUGUUCGACCCAGAAGAGGUGUACAGCACUCUCCUCAGUGUUUGUGCCUCAGAACGUGACAUGGUGAUGACAUCAUGAAUAAUUGUUGUUUCCCAUAAUGCACCUUGCUUCUGAGAGGUUGACAGCAGCAGAGAACAGCUUGUCAUCAUCAACAGUAUUACUGUUCUUGCUAUAAGCAACCAUUUUCGCUGCUUUGCUGAAAGUAUUGGGGCUUCAGAACGUGAAUUAAAAUUGAAAUUGCAUUCCAACAAUCACGUUUUACUUGUUUGUACAUGAAUAAGCACAGAGCAGCUAUAGAGGGGUGUUGUUUUAACACUGUGUUACUAGGAGAUCAUACUGAGCUUCUAUUGUGAUUAUGUAAGAGAAAAAGAAGGAUUGUUUAUGUCAUUCUCGUAGCUUAGCACAAAAUAAAUGCGCUUAUAAGUUUGCCAAAUGUUUGCACAUUUAGUAUAGAGUGUUAAUGAUGUAAGUGAUGUUCCUUCAGCCAUUUAUUUACUUCUGGAGGGGGGGAAUUGAUGCAUGCUCUCAUCUCAGGAUGUCAACACAAUCACACCCAUUUGUAGUGAAUUGCUCCACAAGGUGUUACCCCGUUUGCUUGGAUUUUCAACAAAAGAAAAGAAAGAAAGUGUCGAGGUUAGUAAUUCCAUUCGAAUAAGGGCUCUUCUUACUGGUUAUAGCAUGAGUGAGGAUGUUGCUGUCACACUGCAGGUGCUGCGACAGUAUUUUUCCUCUGCCAAGUAUCCAAACUGCUGUCUGGUACCCUACAGUACACGUCAAACUGCCGGACAAAAGCUUCCCGACUGUCUCUGGAGGCGAGCAAAGCUUUGGUGUAAUGCUGCAGCUCUGUUCCCCUUCAAAAGCAGAAACUGUCCAGUGUGUUUUUCUAACUCGCAACGGGAAUUUGUGGAUUAACUGCAGAGCAACAAAAAAAAAAAAGGCCCAGCUGCUUUGUACAGGAUAUUUGCACUUUGUGAGUCUGUUCUUAUUUCUGGCUGUAAAUGGCUGUUAAACUAUUGGUAGAAUGUAUGCUUGUUUAAAAAAAAGCUUCAUUAUGACCGUCAGUGUCAAUCUAUAUUUUUCUAUUCUUCUCUCUCUAUGACUCAAGAGACAAUACUUGUGAGGCGAUGUACUGUACAGUUGUGAUGCCUUAUAACAAUAAAAAUAAUCUCAUCUUGA